Molecule: messenger RNA, 8806 nt
Organism: Meleagris gallopavo (turkey)
Lineage: Eukaryota; Metazoa; Chordata; Aves; Galliformes; Phasianidae
Source: RefSeq, a predicted model, not a curated record
AGCGGUGCUGAUGGCUGGUGGCUGCCCUCCCACCUCACAGGCUGGCCCCAUCCUGGCAGAUUUUGUCGCUGUUUCCCUUUUGGCUGUGAACUUUGGUUGGUAAGUUCUUCCAAUCCCCUUUCAGGCUCGGUCUGUGGAAAUGCAUUCAUUGGUCCCUGGGCUGCCUGUCCUCUGCCUUGAGCAGCUGGGGGGCAGAGCCGCAGCUGAGCAGCCUACAAAGGCUCUCCAAGGGAUCCCUGCUGGGUGCAGCUGGAACCACCUCCCGAGGCCUGGGAGCCCCUCUCCCAACAAAACCAGGCCUACUGAAUCUAUAGCAACCUCAAGCAACUGAUAUUUCCUUCUGACAGUUUGUGGAGUGCUGGGUGUGCACCUGGAGUUGGCAUCUCAUGACCCCCAAAGGAUAAAACAAUCUAUGAUCUUCCACAGGAGAGGGAAAACCCAAUCCUACUUUAUCUUCUCUUUGAAUUAGAAAGAAGAAAACCUUACCACUUCAAGCAAGACGAGAAUUCAAACUCCACACAAAAAGAAGAGUUUUGAAGAGUAGUAAGCAUUGUACCUGCAGUUUCUUAACAAAACCAAGGAGGAAUACUGCUGUUUUAAGGUAUAAGAAGCUGUGACAGAUGAUCCUCCACCUUUCUGCUGAAGUUAUUUUACUCCAGGGACAAAACCAUUCUGUUUUCUUUGCUUAAAUUUUCUUUUGCUGUCCACAUUGCUGCAUUCAUAGUUGGAACUGAAGGAAAGUUUGCAAGCCACACUGCCUUAGAAAAUAGAACAUUACGUUACCACAGUGCUUUGAUUCCUGGCAACAGUCCUUUCCCGUGGAUACUGACACACCUACUGUGUUUGGCACAUCUGUCUUUUUUCCUUUGAGUACGUUGACAAGCAUUAGCCACCGAAAUGGAAGAAGUCUGGGUUGUGUAUCUGUGCCUGAUCUUGUUUGUCAUCGUGGUUUAUCUAAUGAAGCAUAACCGACACGUGGAGGAGGUCAAGAAAGAGAUGGAAAGCAAAAGCCCUCCACCUUCCUCUUCCUUUUUUCCCAGUAAUGUUGGCAAACAACUGGAGCACACCCAGGAGGAGCUGGAGCACUACCUGGACAGGUUAACCCACGUCUUCUUCGACACAGACGCCAGGAAAAGGGAGGGCCACCACGAUCAGAAGUCCCACCAUCACCAGCACAAAAGCGCCGAUGCUAUGUCUGAAGCUGUGGAGCACUCAGGAAAGGAGGCAGCUUACUCUCCACAUCUGGCAAGCCAUACAAGGGUUCAGGAGAGAACCACUCCUCCUGGAAGCACUGAGAAUAUUGUGGAAGAGAUUGAACAAGCGGUUCAGGAGACUGUAGACACAGAUCUCUAUGUGAGGAGAAGACAGCACCCGUCUGCUUCCAGGAGAUACCGUGAGGGUCACUGGUAAACACAGCUCUCUGCCUGAAACAGCCAGCAAGCCUGAGACCGACAGCACUUAGAGCAGUUGCUGCUCCGGCUUCCAUGGCGUGUGGUGGCAGCUUGCAGAACUUAGCGGCAUUGCAGCCUUCCUGGAGGAGACCUGGAGUGAACCAAGGGGUUUGGUGGGGGGGGUGGGGUCAGGGCAUCUUUAUGGCAAACCUGGGUGAGGGGAGGAGGAACAUUCAACAUUGCAGUUCUACUUUAGGUAGGACAAAGAGCUUUCCCUGUGCUGAGGCCAGGUCAGGUACAUUUGCUGUUUCUUGAGAAAUAAACACUUCAUCUUGUUUGUAAAGCUGCAGCAUUGAUCUAAUCAGAAAUUUACUGGCAGCAUCCCACACAGCUGCUGGGGUUGGCAGGCACCACUCUACACCAAGAGAAAAAAGCAAUGCCUAAAAACAGAAGGCGAAAUCUCAAGAAGCACCAAAUGAUUUGGCCUGGCCAGUUUCUUUUUGAGUUAGGCACUGCAGGAAGUGCCUGUUUCAGGUACCUAGCAGAAUGCAAAGCUGCUCCAUGACCUGAGAACAUCGAUAGCUGGCAGCUGUCUGGCUUGACCCUUCUGGCUAAACUGAGAUGGGGUUUGCACACACACACUGCUGACACUGGGGGCUGGCAGUGCUUAGCUCCAUCAGGGGCUUCCAGGCAGAAGCCGUUGCCUGCUGCUUCGGUUCAAUAUCUGCAAAUUGAGAGAGGAGCCAGAGAGUGCUGGGGCCGGACACUGGAGGGUUUUCCAUCUCCAAAGCCCUUUCCCAUAUGGCAGCACUUGAAAGUCAGAGGAGUUGGAUGUGACCAGUGACACUGGGAGACAGUGACAGAAGCUCUGUGGGGCAGAAGAGUAAACAGUAGGUAGAAAUGCACUGGGUGCUGAUCCAUCAUCUCCUAACCCACUAAACCCCAUCCACCAGCUUUUCAGUUCCUUCUUUGCAGUGUAAAGGCUGCCCCAAAGACCUUGCAGCACUCUCAUCUGCUGUGAGCACUUUACAUCCUUGUGCUACAGUCCCUGUGAUAUCACAUGGGAUAGCAUGGGAUAGCACCAAUCAAUUUAGUCUGCAAGGAAAAAAAGAAAAAACACCUCUACAGAUCUCUCAAUUCACAGCCGUUCCAGCCAGCAAUGCGGGAAGGAAAAAAGCUGAAGUGGAUAAAUAGUGAGGAUUUCCUCAAGAUUUCAUCUAGAAUGGUUGCAGGUGAGCAACACAGAGGUGCUGAAAAUAGCCUCCGAGCAGACAAUGGCUGCCAGGGUCAUCCUGUGUGUGGUGCUGCCCUUCCAGGCAGGAUCCUGGCAGCACACAAAGCCUACAGCUCCUGUAGCUCUGCCCCCAGCUCCCCCACAGUCUUCCUAAGCCCUGACAUCUAAUCCUAAGGGUGGGGAGCGUGUCCUUGUUGGGGGCUGUGAACUCCUGCCUGAAUACUUCACUUUGCUCCUCAGAUGGCACAUAACCCCUCACCCAAGCAGCAAAUGCCUGACAUCUCUCAGCCCACAAGGGACAGGCCAGCAGCUCUGAAAGCGCUUUGCUGGAAGCAGUACAGAGGUCUUCAGCUUCAGGAGGGCAGUGCAUGUUAGACUUGCUUGCAGCAGUAGCCUUAGAGGCAGCACAUGCAGCAGCCUGCGCUGUAGAAGUAGCAGUGAAAUGGAAAGGUCCUGUGAACACAGGGAGGAGCUCAGAGGUGCCUCUGUUGCAGCAGCAGCGCAGUGCUGCUCCGCACAUACACGGCCAGGCACGGCUCACCACAGCUGGGUGCUGGCACAGGCUGCGGAUGGCCCACAACGUCGUGCCUCCCAUGACCAUCCAGGCACCAGCAGCUGGGUGCAGACUGGCCUCGUUUCAGGGUGCUUGGAAGCCUCCCCAAGGCAGCCUCCAGCAGCACGUGUGUCUGUGUGCACAGCAGAGUCAGCCCGUUCCUUGUACGAACCACCAGCCAUCAGAGCAAAACCAAUAAACACUGAGCUCUUAGUGCCUCCUGCCUGCUGGAACUGCUGACCUGAGCCUCGCUGCCCCACUCUGUGCUUCACCUCCCCACAUCCCCUCCCCACUCAGUCCACGUGUCUGGUGGCACCUCGGCCACAUCCACGCGGCCACACAGCCUUGUCUGGGCGCAGUGCCUGCGUGUCUCCAGCAGGACGUGAUGCAGCAGUGAGCACCCACUGCUGAACGCCCACUCACUGUCACCUCAGCCCCAUGCUGGCUCCAAGCACAUCCUUGCUACUCCCCAGGCCCGCUGGCGCGCAUCCUGCAGCCAAGGGACAGCAGCUGAACUCACUCCAACACCAAAGGACUCCGCUGGAAGGCUGCAGCCUGCUCUGCCCCCGGUGGGAGGACCCCACUGAGAUUGGACCCCCAGGGCAGUGAGAGCUCAAAGCUUUCCUCUUCGUGCUGUGGCCCAGGGCUGCUGGCCCACAUCCCUGCAAAACAGACACAAAGAGAAUGUGGGCAUCAGCAACAGGCCCGAGAACAUCAGCCAUGAGUGGGACGUGAACAGGAGGCCCAACCUGGCCCUGCCUCACUGCCCUGGGCUCCCUGCCCCACACCUGUCCUGGCAGUGGGCCUGCCAUGCUUUUUGCCUUCCCAGAGCUGUGGGUUCAGUGAGAAAGACCCAGGAGGGGCAGCAGGAGCUUUCUGUGUGCCCGAGCACCAGCAGAGUGCUCAGGGGUGUGAGGGGACACGGAAGAGGCUGGGAUCACACAGGGGACAACAGGAGCCCUGGCUGUGCCACCUCAGGCCAGAAAGGGCUGAGUCGGGUCCCCUUGGGAAAGGGAUUUUCCCCUCCCAACAACUCUACACCACCCUUUGUGCAUUAGAAGCCCUGUGAUUGCAUAAACACAGUGCUUUCAAAAAUCACAGAACUGCAGGAUCACAGAAUGGCAGGGGUUGGAAGGGACCUCAAGAGAUCAUCGAGCCAAACCGCCCUGCUAAAGCAGGUUCCCUACAGUAGGUCCAACGCUCCAUCACCUUCACCAUAAGGAAUUUCUUCCAUAUGUUAACACAGAACUGCCUGUGUUCAAGUUUUAGGCCGCUGCUCCUUGUCCCAUUGCUAUACAACACCGAGAAGAACCUCCUCCAUUUGCCUCGCACCUCCCUUUAGAUAUUCAUAAACAUGAAUCAUCUUCUUUUCCCCAGGCUGAACAGACCCAACUUACUCAGCCUUUCCUCAUCAGGGAGGUGCUCUACGCCCCUCAUCAUCUUUGUGGCCCUGUCUUCAAUGGUGAAAGUGAGCAGACCCUGUCAGGAAGAAGACGGGUUCACAGGACAGUCAGUGACGAUGCCUGCAGGCCAGGGCAACUCUGACACUGCAGAGCUCAGCUCAGUGCUCACCCCUGCAUGGCAUGCCCAGUGCCAGACACCACCACUCCAAUGGCCAUGAGAUGCAGCACCCUGCCGCACUCACUCCCUGUGGGCCGCCCUGCACUGCCAGGAGCACUCCGGGCUCAGCCUCUUCCCGGAACAACUGCAGCCCUUCUGGCAGAGCUUCCCCCUUGUGCUGGAACCCUGGUUUCCAGUUACAAGAGGGAGGAAAACACCGCAAACAGCAGGCUGCUGAGUCACCAACAGGAACUCACAUCUGGCUGGCAGCAGGAGCAGCACUCCAACAGCGGGGUGCUCAGCUAGCCUAGAGCGGGCCGGCCUGCUUCCAGCAGCUCUGAGCCCCCUGUGCUCUGAGGCUGACCCACUCCCAGCAGCUCCAAGAAAACAAUGCUCUGCAGCGGGGCCAAACCAGUGGAGAGGAGCUGAGCUGGGAAAUCUUUGUUCAAACCAUCCUCUUUUAAGUUGGAUUUUUGUGGGACGGCUGCUUUGCUUACUCCCUGCAGAAGAGCCUCUUGCAUCCAAAGGUCUCAUCCUGGUGCCCUGCAGUGGCCCAGCAGCAGUGUCCCUCCGUGCUGUUGUGGCUGUCAGAAGGACAGUCUCCUCCUCUAGGUCUGAACUGAAGCAAAUCCCAUCUAUUAUCAUGGGAGACAUCUGGCUGGUUGGACUGAUGGGGCUUAUAUACAUCUGGUUUCCCAAAGUUGCUUCCCAGAGUCUCAUAAAAAACCCCAUGGACCAGAAAACAGAGCACACCCUCUUGAUUAAUGAAAUCAACGCUGACACUCCAGGAGAGGACACUUCUGAGUUUGUGGAGCUCUAUCACACCAGUGGUCAAACAGCCCGUUUGGAUGGCUACUACCUGGUUUUCUACAAUGGCAAUGGAAACCAAGCCUACAGAGUUCUGAACCUCCAAGGCAAGGCUACUAACAGCCAAGGGUUCUUUCUCGUUGGCUCUGCCUCUGUGAACCCGGCAAUAGUUAUUCCUAAGAACACCAUCCAGAACGGCCCUGACGCGAUCGCUGUGUAUUAUGGAAAAGGGAACUACAAGGAAGGCAUGAGUGUCACAGGUAAGGGACUGGUGGAUGCCUUGGUCCAUAAGACGAAGAAGACAGACAGAGCGGAUACGCUGCUCAGGGUGCUGACCCCCGGCAGAGAUGCUUUGCUGGAGGACUCCACCUUCAGGUCUAUGGAUGAGUCAAUCGAAAGGUGCCGUGGGGCAGACGCUCAGUGGUUCUUCCAGGUGGCCGUGCCGACCCCAGGCACAGAGAACCACUGCAUCCUCACUCCUCAGCUGAACGCAUCCGCUGUCCUUAUCAGUGAGGUCCACGUUGCCUCUUCUUUUGAAGAUUUUGAGUUCAUCGAGCUGCAGGGUCCCCAUUCCACCGUGCUGAGGGACGUCGUCCUGGUGCUGAUUGAUGGUUGGACCAAAGACUUUUAUUUCACUAUGGAUAUUUAUGGCAAGACUUCAUUGGAUGGGCUUCUCCUGAUCGGCUCAGCACAAAGCAAAAUCCCAGUGGACUUGGCAUUCCCGGAGAACUCCACUCAUCCUGUCCUUAGGGAUGGCCCCAAUGCCAUUGCUCUCUACAGAGGCAACAGCAGCAGCUUUGCUCCAGGGAAAGCACUGACAACAGCUGGCCUGCUGGAUGCUUUCGUCUAUACGAGCACUGAGGGACCGAGCCCUGAGCUGCUGGACACCCUGACACCAGGCAGACCUGCCUAUAGGAGCGUGUGGCACCAGCUUGGAGAUGUGUCCAUGAGCCAGUGCAACUGCUGCUCGGUGACUCGGGACUCCUUGUCCUAUAUCCUCAGCAGACCCACCCCUGGCAGAUUCAAUGAUUGCCCCAGCAGACGCUUCAGUCAGACUGUUUCCUUCUGCCUUCGUGUAGCAGAGUGCCAGGAGUGGCUCUCAAAGUCAGAAGAGAUCCUGGUGACUCUGGUGCAGGCCCUUGACAGAUCCUGCAGUUGUGGAGUUUUUCCAGCCUACUUCAAAGAUCUAAAGGCAGCCUGCCAGGACCAGGGGCUUGUGUUCACCACCCUGCUCACUGCAAAGUCAGAAGCCCAGCUGAGCAGCCUGCUGCUUGCCUUCCAGACCUUCCUGGAGAGCCCCAGGACUGUGAGUUUUGAUGGAAGGAAUAUCACAGCAGAAAGCUCCUGCUUCAAGGAUGUCCCUGCGCCAGACUUGACCCCAGCUGCCCCAUCAGCAAUACCAAAAGGAACAGCAGAGCCUUCUAGACAAGCAGACAAGCUACUCAUCAAUGAGGUGAACCCAGACAACCCGGGGGGAAGAGAAGACACGGAAUACAUUGAACUCUUCUACACUGGACAAACAUCCUUUGACCUCCAAGGAUACUGGUUGGUCCUCUACAAUGGCAAAACAGGACGCGCCUACCGGGUGCUGGAGCUUUCUGGACACCACACAGACAGUCUGGGUUUCUUCCUGGUGGGAAGCAGCGCUGUGCGCCCAGCACCCAUGGUCAGGCUGCCCCCAAACACCAUCCAGAAUGGGGCGGACGCUGUGGCUCUCUACUACAGCAGCAGCACACGCUACAUGCUGAACAUGGCUGUGACUGCCAAAGGGCUGGUGGAUGCCGUGGUGUACACAUCCCGAGUGCCAGAGAAGGCAGAGCAGCUGCUCAAGGUGCUGGUGCCAGGGCAGGGCAUCCUGUAUGAAAAUGAUUCACACAGCACAGAGGAUGAGUCCUUGAGCCGCUGCCACAGCCUGAGUGCUAGACUGCAGAGCAGCUUCCAGGUGACUGUGAUGACACCGCUCAAGGAGAACGCCUGCAGCAGCCCCUCUGCGCCAUCCCCACCCACCAUCCGCAUCAACGAGCUGGGCCUGGCGGGUGUUGGAACCGUCCACUUCGUGGAGCUGAAAGGGCAGCCAGGGGCCAGCCUAGCUGGGCUCAGCCUGCUUGUCUUCAUGGGCCAGGAGGGCAAAGUGCAACGCAGCAUCACUCUGAGAGGCAGCAUUGGGGCAUCAGGGCUGCUACUGCUGGGCAGUGAGCACGGUGGGACAGAGUUGACAUUCGAGGACAUCUCUGCUGCUAGUGAAGGCAUCAGCGCUAUUGCUCUGUACAGCACCAGUUUGGUUCCUGGUGGCACGAAGGCAACAUCAGAGAACCUAGUGGACGCUGUGGUGUUCACAUGCAGGCCGACCACAGUGGGAGGACACUUGGACGUCCUCGGCCCGCUGUAUGCUGUGCCCUGCGGUUAUGACAGGCCCGUGUCCUUGAGCCGCUGCCCCUCCAGUGAUGCCAGCACAGAGCUGCAGUUUGCCAUCUCGGAGCCUACCCCUGGUCUGCAGAACAGCUGUCCCCAGGGCACCUUCGCCGUGGGUCUGGACCUGUGCUUCCUGAUAACCAACUGCUCUGUGUGGAUCCUGAACCAUGAGAGGAUGCUGGAAAGCUUGAGGAAGGCCUUGGUGAGCUCCCUGGAGGAGAAAUGCUCCUGUGGUGUCUCUGAGCUCUACCUGCAAGAGCUGAACUUGACAUGUGUAGACUCCGUGGUGAAGAUCUCAGGUGGGAUGCAUGUUCCACUGCCAGAGCAGCAGCAGUCCAUGGAGAACUGGCGCAAGGACCUGCUGUCCAGCCCCCACCGCUUCUCUGUGGAUGGAAGAGAGUUGGAAACCAGCCCCGAUUGUAUUGCCCAAAGAAGCACGCCGGUGUCAUCGCAGAGCAGUUCCUCCCUCCACAGCUGGGAGAUCGCUCUGUUUGUCGUGGGAGCUCUGCUGCUUGCACUCUUGCUGCUGGGCCUGGCGUUGCACUUCAUCAAAAGACGUUUCCAAAAUUACACCAACAUUGAAUUGAACGACUGCACAGAGAUGUCAGCAGACUUCUAAUGCUCCCAGGUACGGCUACAGUGGCACAGCCACCACCACCAAGGCUGGGCUUGUGUCUGCAGGUGGCAGACCAGCUCCCUCUUCCUCCAGGACCUGCAAAAUCCCAGGUGUAUAUAUGCAUGUGUGGGUACAUAUACAGGUGUAUACACACACGCACAUACAUACACAACAUGCCUGAAUUUUUUUUACACUUCUGAUUUUUUACCUCAAACUAAAGGAGUUGAAAGAAA